CGAGAGGGGUAGCGCUGCAGCCAAUGGGAGGCGCUGGGUGCGGGUACCGGGGAGCUCUCAGUCCGGCUGCGGGAUGGAGCGGAGUGGGGAGGCCGGUUCCCUGGGGCUGCCCCGGGCCUUUCUGCUCAGUCUCCGCACGCUGUUCGAUAUCCUGGAUGACCGGCGGAGGGGCUCGGUGCAUAUCGCGGAGAUAGAGAGCCGCUGGCAGGGAGCGGAGACCCGGGAUCUCCCCCCAGGGGUGCUGCAGUGCCUGCGGAGGGUCGCUCCCCCGGAUGGGUACCUUACCUUCGAUCGCUUCGUACUGGGGCUCCGGGCUUCCAUGCUCCGGCCGCCGGGGGGCAACGCUGAGAACUACCGGGAGCCGGGGUGCCAACCUGCCGCCAAGGGGUGUGGGUGCAAGCCUCCUCCUCUGGGGGUGCGGUACCCCAAUGUGCAGCAGGGUGGGGAGGCGAAAGGAAUGUGCCGGUCCCGCAGCGAGGCCUCCAGGGAGGGACUGACGGACCAGUGCAAGCACCAGCGGGGCCGGGGGGAGCCCCGGAGACACACCAUUACUAACGGGGUAGAUUACGGCUUGCUGAAGAAGAUGAAGGAACUUGAGCAAGAGAAGGAUUUCCUCCUACAGGGACUGGAGAUGGUGGAACGGGCCCGGGACUGGUACCUACAGCAGGUCCAGGUGGUACAGGAGCAGCAGCGCAACCUGGGCAAGAGCCCAACAGAUUAUUUCUGUGAGGGAAAGUCCAGUUCCCUAAACCUGAGACUCCCCAAAUUACAGGAAGUGAAUCGGUGCCUGGGGGAGCUCAUUGCCGCCGGAAAGCAGAGUAGCGCCCCCUGCCCAUCUACACACGCAGGGCCGGCGCCGGCGCCACCGGGUCAGCAAGCUGUGACCAUGCUGAAGGAACAGAACCGGCUUCUCACCAAGGAGGUGUCGGAGAAGAGCGACCGGAUCACCCAAUUGGAGCAGGAGAAGUCGGCGCUGAUCAAGCAGCUUUUCGAGGCGCGGGCUCGGGGCGCCCCAGAGUCCAACCCCAUGGACUCCACCUUCAUAUGAACCGCUGCCGGCGCUCUGAUUGGUGGAAAGGGCCCCAUGGACUCCACCUUCAUAUGAACCGCUGCCGGCUCUCUGAUUGGUGGAAAGGGCCCCAUGGACUCCACCUUUAUAUGAACCGCUGCCGGCGCUCUGAUUGGUGGAAAGGGCCCCAUGGACUCCACCUUUAUAUGAACCGCUACCGGCGCUCUGAUUGGUGGAAAGGGCCCCAUGGACUCCACCUUUAUAUGAACCGCUACCGGCGCUCUGAUUGGUGGAAAGGGCCCCAUGGACUCCACCUUUAUAUGAACCGCUACCGGCGCUCUGAUUGGUGGAAAGGGCCCCAUGGACUCCACCUUUAUAUGAACCGCUGCCGGCUCUCUGAUUGGUGGAAAGGACUGUAACUGGUGACUUUUGAUUGGUUGUUGAGUGAUCCACUCAUUACACUCCCAUGAUGCACAGCGUACCCCCCCCCCCCAAGGAAGCACCUCCCCCUUCGUACGAUGUUGGCGCCAUGCCCAUUACAUUCAGCGGUACGGCACGUGGGCUAGCGCUUUCCUUACACCGUCGCACUCCAAUUGGCUACCCUCCCCGGGGCAAACCAUUCUCAUUAUAGGGAGAGAUUUUAUACAUUGUUUACACUUUUUUUUUUAAUUAGAUGAAUCCGCGUUAUUAAAGCGCAGGCGGAAAUGAGUGGGCGGGGCUUCACUUUGCACAGAAGAACCAGGAAACGCCCCGAUUGUGUUUACUGACUUCUAACAACCAACCGCUGUUCGUGGAUUCUACGGUGCCCCCUAUGGGUCAAACCGCACAAAGGUUGUUAUUAGUAGCUUUGUUCUUUUAGAUUUUGUCUAAUUUAAUAUCUUUUCAUUGGAA
This is a messenger RNA of Xenopus tropicalis (tropical clawed frog), 1900 nucleotides long. RefSeq names its product suppressor APC domain containing 2 (gene sapcd2). The record is from RefSeq and is a predicted model, not a curated record. NCBI's taxonomy places the organism in Eukaryota, Metazoa, Chordata, Amphibia, Anura, Pipidae. The coding region runs from base 74 to 1048 and encodes 324 amino acids. The transcript has 6 exons.